AAGAGGAAGAGGAAGAGCAAUGCCGGGGGUGAUCACAGGUAGCCACAUUCCUUGCUAGCUAGGCUAUGAGUGCCACCACAUCUCUCGCCCAUGCGCGCUGCGCUCUUGACAAGGCUAUGUGCUCGUCGCCCCAGCCGCACUCCAGCAAUGGCGCGACGAUCAAGCAGCUCCACCACUUGCGCCAGCGGCGGCGGGGGCGGCGACGCAUUCGCCUUCGUCGUCCAGAGCAUCCUCUCGGCGCUCAAUCCUACCGAGGUGGGUCUCAACGCCGCCGCGCUCGCUCCCUUCGCGCGCUACCUCUCCCACGACGUCGUCCUCGAGAUCAUCCGCCGCGCCAGCCGGAAGAAAGGCCUCGAGUUCUUCCACUGGGCUCGCUCCACCAGCGGCGCCUCCGGCUACCGCCACUCCGCCGCCGCCUACGAGUCCCUCAUCGCCCGCCUCUGCGACGCCCGCGACGCCGCCGCCGCGCUCCUCCUCCUCCGCGCCAUGCGCAGCGACGGCCUCCAGCCCAGCAUCCACAGCCUCGUCGCGCUCCUCCGCGCCUACGUCGAGCUCGGCCAGAUCGACGAGGCCGGGGAGAUCUUCUGCUACGUGCGCAGUGCCGCCACCGUGCCGCCCGAGGCCUACUCGAGCAUGAUCGACGCCUUUGCGCGGCACCGCCGCUUUGACGACGCUCUCGAGCUCUCCCGCGAGGCGCUCUCGCGGGGCAUCGCCGCCGACCACCACCCGCUGCUCUACGCGCUCUGCAAGGCGGACAAGAUCGACGUCGCCGCCGGAUGCUUGCAAGCGCUGCUGGAUCACAACUUCAAGGUGGCGAGCGUGGAUUGCAGCGUGGUGGUGGACGCGCUCGCUCGCGCGGACAAGCUGGAGAUGGCGGCCAAGCUCCUGGAGAGAUCGGUGGUGGAAGCUGGCGUUAAAGUCGACUCGCAGGCUUUCACGCUCCUCGCCACGAAGCUCUUCCGGCGCUCCAAGUUCUCCGAGGUGGUCCGGCUCUUCACGCUCCUGGCGUCCAGAGGCGUGGUCUAUGGCGAGACCACGUACAAGCUCGUCGUGGACGGCCUUUGCGGCGCCGGGAUGGCGAACCAGGCACUGGAGCUCGUCCGGGAGCUCAGCGGCGUCUACACUCCCACGCUCUUCAUCUACAACGGGAUCAUCACGGGCUUGUGCCGGGCUUCCAGAGUCAUGGACGCGUACAAAGUUCUGGAGAAGAUGGUGGAGGAGUCCAUCGUUCCAAACGUUUUCACGUACACCAUCCUGCUCAACGGGCUGUGCCGGAGCAACAAGACGAAGCUGGCGCGCGAGGUGUUCCAGGAGAUGAAGCGAAACGGCUGCAAGCCAAACCCGAUAACUUACGGCACGCUCAUCCAGCACCUGAGCCGGGCCGGGGAGAUCGACGAGGCGCUGCGUGUGAUGAUCGAGCAGCGCAGCCUGGAGCUCCCGACGGACGUGAUUACGUGCACCACGAUCGUCGGGGGGCUGUGCAAGGCCAGCCGGCUCGACGACGCGCUCAAGUUCAUGGAGGAGAUGCGACAGAUGGGAGUCCGUCCCAACGAGGUGACUUACAGCAACCUCGUGCAUGGCUUCCGGCAGCACGGGGAGUUGGACCGGGUGAUCCGUUUCUUCGAGGAGGAGAAGGCACGAAAAGGUGGCUCGCUCGAGGCAGCGGCGUAUCCCGGCUACCUGGACGCGCUGUGCAAGGCGGGCUACCUGGACCGAGCUCGCAAGUCUGUGGAGGAGCUCCGGCAGUCCGGGGUCGUCCCGGACGUGGUGACUUACAGCAUGCUCAUCAACACAUUCGCCCGGGCGGGCCAGUUUGACGCUUCCUUGGAGCUGCUCGAGGACAUGCGGAGGAACGGCGUGAAGCCGGACGUGGUGACUUACUCGACGCUCAUCAACGUUCUGUGCAAGGAGAGGAAGUUCCAGGACGCGUUCCGGCUGCUGGAGCUCAUGGAGGCGGCCGGGUCGCCGCCGAACGUCGUGACUUACAACAGCGUCAUGGACGGGCUGUGCAAGAGCGGCAAGAUGGACGAGGUUCACAGGGUCUACGAGAUGAUGCUCAAGAGCCGCUGCUCGCCGGACGUGGUGACUUACAGCAUCAUCAUGAACGGCCUGUCCAAGGCCGGGAUGCUCGACUCGGCCGUGAAGCUGUUCGAGCUUAUCAAGUCAAGCCGCGAGGGGCCCGACGCGGCGGCCUACAGCAUGGUUAUCACGAGCCUGUGCCGAGCCGGGAAGCUGGAGGAGGCCUGCGGUAUGUACCACGGGAUGGAGGUGACGGUGGCCGGGGAUAACAUAUGCCGCGCGCUCGCGGGGCUGGUUGCCGCGCUGUGUGACGCCGAGAGGACCGACUCGGCACGCAGGAUUGUGGAGGUUGCGAGCGAGAGGGGCCACCGCAUGACCAAGAGCGGUGAUACUGAUCUCGUCAAGAUUGUCGAGGACCACCUCUUGGAGUCAAAAGAAGAACACGCGGAUGCUGAGUGGAAAGCUUGAUGAUCUUGGAUACCCCAGCGAAGACCCACUCACUGAUUCGCAGGAGGGUACAAUGUAAAGUAACAAAAAGCUGGUUUUUUUCCUCUAUCAGCAUUAAAGUUCUUGUUUGUUCUUUUCCUUCUUUUCGUAGCAGACUUUACGGACAAAGAUGACAAACAGUGUCUCUGUGACGAACUAUUCCUCCGGCGCAGCUUGUCCUCUAGCAGCACCGUCGAGUGGAGGCGACCUCCUUUCCUUUCCUACACAGCUUUUACGAUUGCAAUCGAUUCACUUCCAUCACUCGAG
Molecule: messenger RNA, 2772 nt
Organism: Selaginella moellendorffii
Lineage: Eukaryota; Viridiplantae; Streptophyta; Lycopodiopsida; Selaginellales; Selaginellaceae
Product: pentatricopeptide repeat-containing protein At1g63330
Exons: 3
Coding region: 91-2487 (798 amino acids)
Molecular function (GO): protein binding
Source: RefSeq, a predicted model, not a curated record